AUGCAGUUAAGGAUCUUCCAGAACGUCGUUCCGCAGCGUAAAUUGGAACUAGCAAAAUCUUCACCUUCAAGGAACCGUUUUACCGUUAAGGAGCUCAAUUUGGGGACCGUACUUCUUCUGAGGAGCAUCCAACAGGUUCACUUAGCCAAGGAGUAUGGAUGUCUUAGCCAGGACAGGCCGUGUCAACAGAAGAGCAAGCUUAUUUCGCUGAGACCAAUAAUCGGCUCCGAUGGUUUACUUCGCGUUGGUGGAAGAAUUCAGAAUGCAAGCCUGGACUACGAUAUUCAGCAUCCGAUAUUGUUACCCAAGAUCGCAAGCAUUACUUGGCACAUUAAGGCAAAGGUAUUGGCCAAUUGGAGGACGAAAGUUCGUGGCUACCGUCAUCAACAAAUGCGUCAGAUGUUUUCGGAUGAAGCCUGUCACUUGGCAGCACGUUAUGGGCAGCCUGACCCAGCAUUUUAUACCACGGGAGUGGAUUAUUGUGGACCAUUUUAUCAUAAGGCAGAGGCCCGCAACAAGGCGCCUCACAAGUGCUACAUCGCCGUCUUUGUCUGCUUCUCUACGAAGGCCACGCAUUUGGAAGUCGUCCAGGAUCUCACAACGGAUUGUUUCAUCGCAGCGUUGAGAAGAUUCACCAGCCUGAGAGGCACUCCGCGCACUAUUUGGAGUGACAAUGCGACGAGUUUUUUUGGCGCCAAGAGCGAGCUAACCGAGCUGAAGAAUCUAUUUCUGAGCGAACCCCACACGGCUGCGAUAGCUUCCUCCUACUUAGCUGAUGGGAUUGAUUGGAAAUUCAUACCUCCGCGUGCCCAACAUUUCGGUGGUUUAUGGGAGGCUGCUGUUAAAUCGGCCAAAUUUCACUUUUAUAGAGUCGUCGGUGCUUCCAUCUUGGGCCUCGAUGAAUUGAGAACUCUCGCUUAUAAGAUUUCUGCCAUCCUUAACUCCCGUCCACUCUGUCCAAUUUCAGAAAACGCUGAAGGUCUUGAGUUGCUAACGCCGGCCCAUUUCCUGAAAGGCUCCAGCUACACAAGGUUUCCUCAGCCUGAUAUCACGCAUCUCCGAGAAGGCCGCCUCGGCGUCGUCAGGGUAGCUAUGGUCCGUACAGCUAGGGGUCUAGUCAAGAAAGCCGUCGCCAAUUAG
Messenger RNA from Drosophila rhopaloa, 1140 nucleotides. RefSeq lists its product as uncharacterized. Gene Ontology annotation, molecular function: nucleic acid binding. Gene Ontology annotation, biological process: DNA integration. The transcript has 3 exons. Lineage: Eukaryota; Metazoa; Arthropoda; Insecta; Diptera; Drosophilidae. The record is from RefSeq and is a predicted model, not a curated record. The coding region runs from base 1 to 1140 and encodes 379 amino acids.